UUUUUACUGAUGGCCAGUGAGAUACGAAUCAGCAGUGUAUAGUGUCUACACAUCCGUCUCAUUUACAGGAUUUCGCCCACAUAUACGGCCAUGUCAUUGUUUGCUUUCACUCGCCAGGCCACCUCGUCGCUGAGGUAUGCGCCCAGAGCCAUUGGAUGCGCAUCACUGCAGUACGCACAGAGGAAGUGCAUGUCCAGUGCUGCCGAGACUGUCUCCAAUACAGACACAGACCGUGAGUACAUCAGGAACAUGUCCAUGAAGGAGUGGAAGCACAGGUGGACCGAUGCUGUCCAGCACAUUGACCACAAACUCACAUACACAGAGUCCUCUGACCAGCUGCGGAAGCUGAUCAAAGGUGGUCUAUUGCGUUUCACAGACCUGCGUGAUAAUCCUGAGCGGUUCUUCGAGGCUCAUCGCAUCCUCGCCCUACACGCCCCCAAGUUGGGCCCAGGGUUCUGGAUCCGUUUCACAGUGCAGUACAACCUGUUUGCUGGCACUAUCCUGGGUCUAGCCACGGACAAACAGAGAGCGGCUUUGGAUGUCAUGCAAAGCGAAGGUACGCUAGGCUGCUUUGGUUUGACUGAGAAGCUUGCUGGUGUUAAUAGUGGUCUGGUGAUUAACACUACCGCUACCUACGAUCACGGUACACAAACUUUUACACUCAACACGCCGGGAGAGGGUUCCGAGAAGAACUGGAUCUCUCAGGGAUAUGUUGCUGACAAAGCGCUUAUCUUUGCUGAUUUGCACAUAGAUGGCAAAUCUAAGGGUGGCCACGGGUUCGUAUUAGACAUGCGUACGGACGGCAAACUCGCUGAGGGUGUCGAGAUCUUCGAUAUGGGCCGCAAGACUGUUGGAAACGAUCUAGAUAAUGCUUCUAUUCGCUUGACCAAUGUAACCAUCCCUAAGGAUACACUACUUUCACGCUUCGGUGGAAUCAACAGUGAUGGUGUAUACGAGCCUGCACCCAAGGGUAUUGUACCCAUGCAGAUGAUCGGACAGCGUCUGUUCACCGGUCGUGUCGCAGUUGCACAGGCAGCACUCAGUUUCUCACGUGAGCUUUUCCGCAUGACCAAAGAGUACAGUGAUAACAAGAAAUGCUGGGCCCCCGAAGGAAGCCCUAUGUUAACGGACAUCCCCCAGUUGAAGGCCCUGUACGCCGAAGCUGCCGAACGCGAUACAAACCUGACAAAAUUCGUGGCGAAAUGUGAGGCUGAGCUCAGUGAAGCGCUUAAGAAGCACGAGCUGCCUUCGCUUAAAUUGAUUGAGUCUAUUGCAUGCGCGAAGGUACUGGGUGUGGAGCAGAGCAUCGAGUUGACACACAGGUUAAAGCAGGAGGUUGGCUCGUAUGCGCUCAUGGCCGAGACCGGGUUUGAACAGCUGGACUUCUUGCAGUGCUGCAAGUUCGCCGAGGGAGACUCGCGUAUCCUAAUGCAAAAGAUGGCGCGUGACCGCAUGCGCAUUUUCACCAAGAAGCAGCAGCAAGUGGACAACAGCGAUCCCGAGCUCAAGCUCUGCGGUGAGAUUGCUGCGGGCAUGGCCACGGCACUAAAGCAGAAUGGAGGGGACAAGCAGGCGGCCUGGGACGAUCAGUGGGUCAAUACAUACGACCUUGCACGCGCGACUAUGAAACGUACCAUGGCUGACUUCAUGGCGAACUAGAUGAUCAAUCGGAACCAUCAUUGACUGUGGUUGAAUAAAUAGGAUUAAAAAGUACACGUAUUUUACAAUGAAUACUUUUG
Molecule: messenger RNA, 1739 nt
Organism: Sphaeroforma arctica JP610
Lineage: Eukaryota; Ichthyosporea; Ichthyophonida
Exons: 2
Coding region: 91-1659 (522 amino acids)
Biological process (GO): lipid homeostasis; fatty acid beta-oxidation using acyl-CoA oxidase
Cellular component (GO): peroxisome
Molecular function (GO): acyl-CoA oxidase activity; FAD binding; fatty acid binding
Source: RefSeq, a predicted model, not a curated record